UUCCUGACCAUCUUGCCUGAGGGAAUCCAGACCUGGGUUCAGAGACUUCAUCCAGAAACAUGUGAUGAGGUUGUUGCCCUUGUAGAGGCUUUCCAGCUAAUUUAUCAGGAGAUUGGGAAAUGUGGGCAAAAGGGAAUACCUGUUUCAGAUUCCAGUGACGUUCGAAGACGUGGCUGUGUAUUUCACCAAGAAGGACUGGGGUCAUCUGGACAAAAGGCAGAGGGAGCUCUACAGGGAUGUCAUGCAGAAGAAUUUGAAGACUACUCUCUGGGAUUUGAGACUCCAAAACCUGAUGUGAACUCUCGGAUGGAACAGGAGGAAGAGCCUUGCAUCCCAGAUUGGCAGGAUGCCAGAGAAAGGGUAAUACCAAGAGAAGCCGGCACAGAAACGGACUCCUGCACAGAGAUCAGUUCCACUCUGAUGCUGCUCAGAUUUACCACCUUGUCUCUGAGGAAGGCCUCGUCCUCCUGUCUCAGUUGUCAGAGGGACACCUGUUCUCUCUCCCUCAAUAACUGGUGGAGUUUGGCAGACUCACAGAUGACCUGCUGGAGGUUCAUCGCAACUGAGUCCUGGGAGAUGGCAAAACAGACUGAAAACACCUGUUUAUUUCACACUGUGAAAACAAAUAAUGUAAAAGUCACAAUUUUCUAAUAGAUUAUU
Molecule: messenger RNA, 660 nt
Organism: Trachemys scripta elegans
Lineage: Eukaryota; Metazoa; Chordata; Testudines; Emydidae
Exons: 4
Source: RefSeq, a predicted model, not a curated record